This is a messenger RNA of Magallana angulata, 921 nucleotides long. RefSeq lists its product as uncharacterized. NCBI's taxonomy places the organism in Eukaryota, Metazoa, Mollusca, Bivalvia, Ostreida, Ostreidae. The record is from RefSeq and is a predicted model, not a curated record. The coding region runs from base 1 to 921 and encodes 306 amino acids. The transcript has a single exon. Gene Ontology annotation, biological process: DNA integration. Gene Ontology annotation, molecular function: nucleic acid binding.
AUGGAUUUGUUUGAAUUCAAUGGACACCAGUAUCUCCUGUCAGUAGACUUUUAUUCAAAAUGGCCAGAGAUAGCGAAACUGGAACAGCCUAACUCCAGUUGUGUGAUUCAACAUCUAAAGAGCCUGUUCGCACGAUAUGGUAUUCCUGAUGAAGCCUUGUCUGAUAAUGGACCUCAGUUUGCUAGUGCUGAAUUUAGGAAAUUUGCCCAAGAGUAUGAAUUUCGCCACUUGACGUCUAGUCCCCAUUUUCCCCAAUCAAAUGGACAAGUUGAACGAAUGGUUCAAACAAUCAAACACUUACUCGAAAAAGCAAAGGACCCUUACCUGGCAAUCUUGGAUUAUAGGAACACACCUUUUGAAGAACUUGGAUUAUCGCCAGCUCAGUUAUUUCUAGCGAGACGAUUAAGGACAAAGUUACCUGUAUCAGCUACACUUUUGAAACCACAAAACGCUGAAUUUGUCAAAGAAAGCUUAAAGACUCGCCAGGCCAAGCAGAAGAGGAAAUUUGAUAAACAUGUUCCAAAAUCUGACUUGAAACCAUUGAUUCCAGGAGAAAAGGUUCUGAUCAAACACAAUGAUCAGUGGAUACAUGGAUCAGUUGCAGAGAAACAUGAAUUGCCACGUUCAUAUGUAGUUAAGGGAAACAAUGGCAGGAAAUAUCGCAGAAAUAGAAGGGACUUAAGGCCAACGAACUCUAAUCCUGCAGAAGUGAGGGAAAAAGAAGAAAACCUGGAAAUUACACCAUUCCUGGAUCAUGCCGCCCAACAUGGAUCGAUGGAUCGUGUGGAUAGGAAACCCGAGAGGAAACGUACUAUUGGUAACACAGAGGAGAUACAGAAGGACGCGCCUCAAAAGAUUCAGAGUCCAGUGAAGACCAGGUCGGGACGUGAAAUCAAACUUCCAUCAAGAUUCCGUGAUUAG